AAAGUACUCGGGACGAUAAAUCAAACGAGAUUGAAUCCCCAUUUCGAAACAUAAUUAGAAAAUUUCCACGUAUUUCAAAUUUUUUUUCUAAUAUAAAAUACGUUUAACUAGAACAAAUAUUUAUCUGCGUUUAUCAACACUAAUCGAUAUUUUAACAAAGGUCAUAUUUUUUUUAGUGAUUAUUAAAUAAAAACACAAUACAAAUAAUUAUAAUCGUAAUUCAAAUAAAGACAAAAGUCGGAUAUUCAAUUUCAAUCGAAAAUAGAGAAAAACCAAUGAUACGAUAAUUCUUGAUAUACGUUUAGCCGUGAAAAAAAUCAAUAUUAUUUAGUAGAAAAAUCAGAUAACAAAAGUAAAUUAUCUUUUAAUAAUACUUGACCGUACACUAAUCUUUAGUAUAACGUACUAGAUUCAUAAUAAUUGUUAACAACAAAUUUAAUGUAUAAAACAAAAGUAAGAGCAAAAAAACAAAACUCAUAACUGUUAUAUUGCGUUAGUAUAUGCAUUAAAUUUAUUUCCGCUUUACUGAAAAGGAUAAAUAUAUAACAUAAAUAUAUAACAUUGUAAUAAAAUAAUACACAAGACGAAGAUAUAAAAAGAGAUAGUAUAAUUUAAUAUAAGAAAAAUAAAUGUCCAUGUAUGUAUGUGUGUGUUAAUCAAAUAUAUAAAAUAUAUAAUUCCAUCAUAGUGAUCGAAAAAUGAAACAUUGUUUUGUAUUUUGAAUUGUUGUUUCUAAUGACACAAUAACCAAUAUAUAUUAACAUAACAGAAAAAUGUAAAUUUUAUUUAAACUAUUGUUAUCUCGUUUGAAAUAGUUUCUUCUUCGUGUACAACAACAAUGUUUGCGAUAACGUUUAACUUCCGUCAGAGUCACUAAGGACGGUAUCGUUGUCAUUUUUGAAUUUCGACAGUAUCGGUUCGUAAGUCUUACGAGAGAGUCCAGUCGUUUCUACGCUUGACCAUACAUCUGGGGUAGGAUUUCCUCUUUUUCCUCUUUAUUCUUCUUCAUCAUUAUCAUCUUUUCGAAAGAUUAUAAUCGUUGCAAGUGUACUUUCUCUCUUAGAAUUACCUCAGUAAUUUAUUCGUCAAGAUAUUUCAAUUAUAUAUGUAUAUAUAUACACACGUUGUUGGAACACAAAUUUGAAUUGUCAAUCUUCGAUUUUUAUUUUUUUGCUCACUUUAUUUGGAAAAAAUAUGUCUCAUAAUAAUCAUUUCGACGAGAAAAAAAAUGAAUUCUUAGGGGUGAAAUGUAUGGAAAAGUAUCUCAGACUUAUCGCCGAUGAAGAAUUUUUUACUAACAUUAGUUUUUCCGUAACACCUGCCGUAAAAUCUGGUGAAAAUUUUGUCGGAGACGUUUAUCGUGCAACGAUACAAGGAGAUGAAAAAAAUGGACGAAGUAAAAAGAUACAUUUGAUAGCGAAAUGUGCACCAUUAGAUUCGAGAAGAAAGUAUAUCAAAGUAAGACGGAUGUUUUUACAAGAGAUACACUUUUACGAAAAACUUUUGCCAACUUUUAACGAUUUUCUACGUGAUUACAAUAUGACACUCGAAUAUAUUCCUUAUAUCUACGCUUCCUCCAAGGAACAUUUGAACGAAAUUUUAGUGCUAGAAGAUCUGAAAUAUCAAAAUUAUUACAUGAGAGAAUUAAAAUUUCUCGAUUAUCCUCACGCACGAUUGACUCUCCGUUGUAUCGCAAGAUUUCACGCAUACAGUUUUGCAAUUAGGGCUAAAAAGCCGGAAACAUUCGAGAUAUUUAAAUCUAUAAAGGAGCCCGUAUUUUAUUUUGGAAAUCCUAUCACGAUAAAUACAGAAGACGACGAUUAUUCGAUCGCAUUAAUCGAUUUAAUUGAAAAGGUUCUCGAAGAAGAGGACGAACAUUAUCGGAAAAGAUACAAAAAUUUUGUUAAAAAUAUGUCGAAAAUAGCGUUGGAGGUAGUCAAGGGAUCUUACGCCGAACCUUACGCUGUUGUAAAUCAUGGGGAUGCUUGGACAAACAAUAUAUUGUUUAAAUACAAGGAAAACGAUAAAAACAACGAGCCGGAGGAUCUUCGGUUCCUCGACUUUCAAGUUUGUCGUUACGCAUCGCCUGCAUUGGAUAUAUCUUAUAUCUUAUUUUGUUUCACAUUACAUGAAAUGAGAGUCAAACAUUACGAUGAUCUUUUAAGAGAUUAUUACGAUUCCUUUUCGAAUUGUCUUCGUAGUUUGGAUUGCGAUCCUAACGUUUUAUUUCCGUACGAAACAUUACUGAAACAUAUUAAACAUUUUGGCAGAUACGCUGCUUGCAUGGCGGUAUACGUUUUACAUUUUCACGCAGAUCCGAAUAAUAGAUCAUUGACGGGUGACGUUAACGUCUAUCACGAAAUUUUAAAGACCAACAAGUUUUACAAAAACGUUUUGAAAAAUACUUUUAAGGAAUUCAUAGAUAGGAAUAUUAUUUAAUAUUUCGCUUGAACUUUUUUAAUUCUUUUUAUUUUAAUUUUUUUUUUACGCGUGUGCAUCGUCGAUAAAAUAAAAAAAAAGAAUAUGUACGUACGUCUCGUGUUUUCGCGUGCGUUUGAAAAUAUUUUCUUCGUUUUAUUUUUUUUUUUUUUAUCAUCUUG
Polistes canadensis is the source of this 2600-nucleotide messenger RNA. RefSeq lists its product as uncharacterized. NCBI's taxonomy places the organism in Eukaryota, Metazoa, Arthropoda, Insecta, Hymenoptera, Vespidae. The record is from RefSeq and is a predicted model, not a curated record. The coding region runs from base 1195 to 2439 and encodes 414 amino acids. The transcript has 5 exons.